GGUGAAUUUGUGAGAGAGCGGGAGAGGACGGGGGAGAGAGAACAUGAGCAGAAGGUGUUGUCAGAUCGAGAGAGGGAGCUGAGGGGUGUUGAACAGCCUGAUCGACGUGCUGGACGUCGUACGCAUCCACAUUCGCAGGCUCCGACUCAGGCGCACUCGCGGAUGCCGUCUCCCAUGGCUGAAGAGAGGGAGAGAGCGAUGAUGGAACGAGAACGGGAACGCGAGCGUGAGCACUUUGAGCGUGAGAGGAUGGAGAGAGAGAGAUUGGAGAGGGAGCACCUUGAGCGCGAGUACAUGGAACGAGAACAUGAGCGAGGGAUGAGUAUGAGUAUCGCCGAGCGGGAAAGGAUGGAGCGCGAACACCUUGAACGCUUGGAACGACAGCAGCAUCUGGACGCCCUUGAGCGUGAGCGCUUUGAGGCUCGCGAACGCGAACACGAACUCAUUUCGCGCGAACACAUCGAAGCUCGUGAGCGUGCAGAGCGCUUAAACCUUGAGGCAAUAGAGCGCGAACGCGCUGAACGUGAAGCCUUCGAACGCCUUCCCACCCCGCAGGAACUUGCCCUGCUCCUGCAAUCCCGCAUGGAGCGCCCGCAUAUUAGCCUUGGCUCGUGGGUGCUCCCUGCAUUGCCAUUCCCCUGGUUUUUUGGAGAGCACAUGCCUUGCAUGAAGCAAGGAGAUGAUGCACAGGAGAUUGGAAAAGAUGGCUUGGCUGUCCCUCCGGAAGUACGCCUCACUGUCCUCAUUCCGUCUUCCUUCCUUCCUGCCUCCAGGCCACACAAGCUGCGGUUAUGGGGUGGAGGAUUAUUGCCCCCUCCGCCAAUACAAUUCUGGCCAGUACAUACGAACUUGAGUAACGCAGCAGGAAACGGUUCUGGCCCAUCUGGAUCAAGUGCUACGCCCAACCCCUCAGGAUCUGUCGCAAGGACCGCACCAAACCCUGCACCACCUACCUACCAUCCAAUGCACGCCCCCCGCCGACGUGUCUACACUGACGACUCAAACGUUCUCGCAUGCGCCGUGCACGCUGGUCUUCUGACAUGGAGUGCUGUCUCCCGCGCAAAACAAGAAAACAAAGACAUCAAAGUUGUGCUUGGAGUCGUACCUACCGUAUCAAGUUAUGGAGGCAGCGUUGGGAGCGAGGCAAACCACGUAGAUCCUCCUGUAGUUGGAGGUAUCGGACCAGCAAAUGGUACACCCUCGAACGGCGUCACACCCGCUGUAUCAGCAUCGAAUGGAAUCACACCUAGCACCUCGCAGUCUUCUGCUUCGCAACCUGGGAGCAAUGGUACUCGUGGUGUUGCUGGAGCCACGGCGCUUGAUGGUAUGGGUUAUGCUGGUGGUGUUUGGGCGAGUCGGUUCGUGGGUGGAUGGGGGGAGGCGUUUUAUGGCCAUCCGAGCGCGGGGUAUUGUGCUGCGAGUGUGACUGAUACUGCGAGUGGGGAUGCGAGACAGAGGAGUUUUGAAGAAGAAGCGGAGGACGAUGGGAGGGGGGUUGUUAGUGCUGGUUGGGGGUGGGGGCAUGAUGGGAGCGCGAUUGAGGUUGUACAUGUUGAGGUUGUUGAGAAGGGCUCUGCGCGAGGUCCUGGGCUGGGGCGACGCAACAGGUCGCAAAGGUUGCAAGAAUAUGCGUCGCGUCGUGCGGCUUUGGCCCUUGCUCCUGUAACAUCUGCCUCGCCACCACCACGUACACACUUAUUUGCUGACGUUACGAACGGCCGCAAACGACACCGGUUGGCCUUCGACAAUAUCGACGUGAAUGGGAAAACGAAGGUCGACCCCGAGAAUCUAGAAGAGCUCCAGAAGAUGCACGCGCGGACGCUGAUGUUUGGUGACUCAGGGAUGGGUGCUGGAUUCAAAUACACUCCAAUUCUUCUUGCAUGUGCGCUCUUCCCCCAUCUUGCAGAUCCUGCUGUACGUGCAUCUUUACCUCGAAAGCGGCGGAAGAUCGCGCAUGCACAGGACCCACCUGCAGAGGCAGGCGACGUGCGAAUGGACAUAGAUGAUGCCGGGGAAGAGGCUGGUAACGAAGGACGUGCAGUGGUUCUCGAGAGUGACAAAGAGACAUACCUUGUUGCUCCUGGGCCUAGCCCGAGUGAAGGAUUCGUGCUCUCUAUCCUCCUAUCUACACCUUCCACAGACGGGAAGAUUAUGGACGUUGUCGAGGAACCUGCGAACGAUAAGAACACGGUAACAACAGCGUCUACGCCAAAAAUAACACCUUCCGCUUCGAGUACUGGUGAAAACACGACCACCACCUCCGAUGCGCCAAAAGAUGACCAAAAAACCCCAGUACCAGACCCAGUCCGAGAUCCACCUCCACCUCAUCCCAUAUCUGCUUUGCCGCCUUCAGACAAGACAGUGCCUCAAAGCAGUCGUACGAAGGUCGUCCGAAGCAACCUCCAGGAUACGGAUUUCAAGUUUGAGCAAGAUUAUGUCGUUGUGUGUGGACAGGGUGAGGAUGUGAGGGUGAGAGUAAUGCGGUGGAGAUGGUAUUUAUAAUAAUACUUGGAGGAUUUUGUUGCGCUUACUAUUAGGCCUGGAAUUAAUAUUACUUGUGGACUCGCCAAAGUCAUGGUGACACUCAGGCUCCUUCCCACCCGCUAGUUCGAGUGUGGAGGGGAACGGAUUGGAAGAUGGCUAAUUUGAUGCAUUCAAGACGGUAACGAGU
Suillus bovinus is the source of this 2671-nucleotide messenger RNA. RefSeq lists its product as uncharacterized. The coding region runs from base 163 to 2502 and encodes 779 amino acids. The record is from RefSeq and is a predicted model, not a curated record. NCBI's taxonomy places the organism in Eukaryota, Fungi, Basidiomycota, Agaricomycetes, Boletales, Suillaceae. The transcript is spliced from 3 exons.